Molecule: messenger RNA, 765 nt
Organism: Stylonychia lemnae
Lineage: Eukaryota; Ciliophora; Spirotrichea; Sporadotrichida; Oxytrichidae
Source: the annotation of a GenBank genome assembly
AUGCAUUAGUUUAGAUCUGAAAGCCCGACUAAGUUUCUGGCCACAUCCAUUACUUCCACUUUGAACCCAGAGAUCAAGCAUCAGUCGAGCUAAAAGAUAGACUUGAGCCUGAAUCCUGAAGAUUUUAAAGUGAUCGAAGAGUAGUUCAAGGAACUUGACAGCAAAAUUUUCCACAAAGCAAAAGAAUAUAAGAAGUUACUUAAAGAGAGAGUAUCAUAUGAACCAAAGGAAGAAGACAGUAAAAAAGAAGAAGAUUUAUAAGAAGCAAAGUCAACAAGUCCUUUCUUAUUUGUUCCAUAGUCUCCAAGACCUGAUAGAAUCAUCAACACAAGACUAGUAUCAUAAAUUUGCUAGAACAUAAACGGCUACGACAUCAAGCACUCAUUGCUAGAAAUGGACGUAGAGAGUCAUGGCACAAUCUUGCCUCGUGCAAUAAAGCAUAUAAUGUGCAAUCCGCCUGUGCCGAUUAAAAUGAUUUGUGCUGUAACUAUCAUUUAGGAGAGUUUGGGGUGUGUGGACGAACCAAUUAUGAGUCAGUUCUGGAGAGACUCCACUACACAUAAGUUCGAUACUCUACAGUACCCCUUAAAUCUGAUUAAAUAUGAAGAUGAAGUCUUGAUUGAUGGAGCUACUGGAGAAAUUCAUUAUGUGCUGAGAAUUCUAUAUGAAGGAGCAUAUUAGAGAUUCAAGUACACAUAUGAGAGAAAUUUGAAAUAGGCUGAGGGCGAUUUUAAACUGCAAGCUUUUGACUAUAUAAAUUAAUGA